Molecule: messenger RNA, 1662 nt
Organism: Aspergillus luchuensis
Lineage: Eukaryota; Fungi; Ascomycota; Eurotiomycetes; Eurotiales; Aspergillaceae
Product: fascin domain-containing protein
Exons: 1
Coding region: 1-1662 (553 amino acids)
Source: RefSeq, a predicted model, not a curated record
AUGAUUGUCCAGACCGUGUCUCUCAAAGAUCCCAAUGAGAACUAUCUCUCAUGUAAGUCCAAUGGGAAUUUGAGGUUCGACCUAGUCGAUCUAGAUCCCUCCUGCAUAUUCUUCAUGGUACCAAUGGGUGCUGGGAGAACCUGCUUAAAAGGCCCUAAUGGGAAAUUCAUUGAUCUGCACAAUGCUAGUUUCCGAUGUGACGGUGUUACAACCGGCGCAGCUUUGAUCUUCGAUGACAAAAUCCUCAAACUUGACAGCGGCAGGUACCUCAGCAAUGUUGUUGUUGAUGAGACGAUUGCGGUUAGCUCCGAUGCCACGAAGUUGGAGAUCAAAGCAACAUCGUUCGAAAGUUUUAAUGUGAACAUGUCAUUGUCCGUCCCCACGGUUACUUACAACAGCAACGUGCUCAUUGAGAACCGUUACAGACCUGGGAAGAACUACCUGGCGCUCGAGAAUUCCAGCGGAACCAUCGACAUUUCCUUCUCCAUUCCGUACUCCAUGGAUGGAGAGAGAAACGGCACCGUGGAGGUGAUCUUCAAUCACAUGAGAGAUAAUAACUCCGGAGGGGUCAUCGACGUGGAAUUGAACGAUCAACCAGUCAGUCAAAGUUACGCUCCUCCUACCAGUUUCGAAGUGGAGAGUAUAUACACUUCGACACUAUCCUCGCUGUCUGAAGAGAACAGACUCUCCAUCACACUCUCUCAAGGGGUUUCCGGAACCUACUGCUUCUCUGAUGCUGCUUUGGUAUUCAGAGAUCAGGACGGAUACCUGAAACAGCAGAAUUCCAUGUAUGCCCUUGGGCUAUCAUCCGGAUCGUCAUAUAAUGAUGGAAAAUUAGAAAAAGGUCUCAGGGAAGGUAAUCCGUACCUCACUCUGGAGGGCGGGUCAUCUUGGUCAAAGAUUACAUUCACUGUCAGGGAAGAGCUGUUGGGAAUAGGAAACUGCGUGAUCAAAAUUCAAAACCGGCGGGAAUUGGAUACGUCCAUCGAUGUUUACCUCAACGGAAAUAAGAUCGAGGACCGCUACGACAAUAUCCCAACUGACUCAUUUGGUACAUCAACUUUAGCAAUCCACAGCAAUCAAUUGGAAAGGAGCAACGAGCUUGUCAUAAAGCCCGUUGAUGGAAAAUACUAUAUCUCAGACGUUAGCGUCGAUGUGGUUUCUAUUCUCCCAGAUGUGACGGAGGAAAGCUUCGGAAGUUACAUCAAAGAGUGGAUCCUACUUCAGAGGCCAAAUAUAGGACAACUUCACAAAAUUCCGCGGGAUGAUUUUCCAGCCUGGAAAUUUGUCAGCGAGGCACCUUACUGGUUCUUCCUCCCUUUCCUCCCUGUUUCACCCCAAGAGAUCAGUGUCCUCUUCGACUAUUACAAUAUGUUAUUCGUUUCUGUGGCGUUUGAGGUUAGGGACUACAAUAACAAAGCUAGGGAUUUCCAUAGGGAGUUACUGAGCACAGACAUCCCGAGAAAAAAUGCUCUCAGGCAUGCGUAUUGGACCGCAAUGUUAUCCCGGCGAUGGGGGCUGUAUUUUGCUCUGGAUCUGUCUACAGCACAUGAGGAGGCCCAUGUUGACUUGACUAUUGAAGGCCCUUUCGAUCAUGUCACCGAUAAGAUUAAUAAUGCCGUGGGAUCCCUUUUAGGCUCUCGCACCUCGACCGACCUGUAG